UGCUCAAAAAAUUUCCACUACUCUUGGAACCCUCUCCCAAACAUGACACCUUUUCUCAUACUGUUCGUUAUAACCCUGGUAAAUUCGGAAGGUACCGCCAAUGAAACCAAGUGUGACGGAUUCCAGGCCAACUUUAAUUUGAAGGAUGUGAUUGGCGAAUGGCAGGUCGUUGCUAUUAUACCUGAGAAGUUGUUCCCUGAGAAGCAGGUGACUUGUUAUAAAGUGGAGAUUAGCGAGACUGAUGGGGCGAGUCUAAGAUGGCUAAUGAAUAAAACGAUACAUUCUACAAAAGAAUUGCUUCCUAACGAUACAAAUGGAAUCGUCGUACGGCAGAGGUAUCACACGGAAAACCCUUUCGAUGUCUGGUCCAAGUCCAUACAAGGAGUGAACGGGUGCUUCCAACAAGUCCUGUCCUUGGAUAUCUCAAAAAAAGAUAUACAUAAAGCCUUAAAACAUGAUGCGAUGAUGCAGCUUCAUCUCCUAGAAGUGAAAGGGUCCGAGCCGUUCCUGAUGCAAAUGUUAUGGGGGAGGAUGAUUGCUCUCGUCAUCUAUCGUAGGAAACCGGAAGUGACUCAAGAUGAAUUGAAACCAGUAUUUGAAUUGAUCAACAAACUCCGUGGACCUCAAAGGUUACCAAAAAUAUGUGAGAAUCCUUUGAGAGACUUAUUAGUUUUCUAAAAAAGGUAUCAUCCCUUCAUUGGAGAUUUGUUAAGAAAAUACAAUAAAUACGAGUAUAAAAGAG
Spodoptera frugiperda (fall armyworm) is the source of this 742-nucleotide messenger RNA. RefSeq lists its product as uncharacterized. The coding region runs from base 43 to 678 and encodes 211 amino acids. Lineage: Eukaryota; Metazoa; Arthropoda; Insecta; Lepidoptera; Noctuidae. The transcript is spliced from 4 exons. The record is from RefSeq and is a predicted model, not a curated record.